This is a messenger RNA of Musa acuminata AAA Group (dessert banana), 2320 nucleotides long. RefSeq names its product transmembrane 9 superfamily member 7-like. Gene Ontology annotation, cellular component: membrane. The transcript is spliced from 7 exons. The record is from RefSeq and is a predicted model, not a curated record. Gene Ontology annotation, biological process: protein localization to membrane. Bases 94 to 1992 code for a protein of 632 amino acids. NCBI's taxonomy places the organism in Eukaryota, Viridiplantae, Streptophyta, Magnoliopsida, Zingiberales, Musaceae.
AUCCCCCCACCCAAUCUCUUCCGCUCUUCUCAGCUCCCUCGUAACUCCAUUUACCCGCACCGAGGCCAUCUCGAUCCGGCUCUCCUUGUCGCGAUGGCGAACGCCGGCGCGAUCGCCGCUAUUCUCCUCCUCUCCUGCCUUCUCGUCUCCCCUCCGUCCCACGCCUUCUACCUCCCCGGCGUCGCCCCUCGAGACUUCCACAAGGAUGAUGAACUUCAAGUCAAAGUGAACAAGCUUUCAUCAACAAAGACACAACUUCCAUAUGAUUUCUAUUUCUUGGAUUACUGCAAGCCUUCCAAGAUCAUGAACAAUGCCGAGAAUUUGGGGGAGGUUCUUCGUGGUGAUCGCAUUGAAAAUUCCAUUUACGUUUUUAAAAUGAGAAGGGAUGAAACCUGCAAGGUAUCCUGCCGUACCAAACUUACCGCAGAAUCUGCAAAGAACUUUAAGGAAAAAAUUGAUGAUGAAUAUCGAGUUAACAUGAUCUUGGACAACCUCCCUGUUGCGGUACCUAGGCUAAGAAGAGAUGGAAGCCAAGCACCAACUUAUGAACAUGGAUUUCGUGUUGGUUACAAGAGCAAGGACGAUAAAUAUUAUAUAAACAACCACCUAAGUUUCAGAGUCAUGUACCAUAAAGAUCCAGAGUCCGAGGAUUCUCGUAUUGUUGGCUUUGAGGUGAUUCCAAGCAGUGUAAAGCACGAAUACACUGACUGGGAUGAGAAAAACCCUAAGGUGCAUACAUGCACGCCAAGUACCAAAAUAACUCCAAGCAGCAAUACGCCCCAAGAAGUAGCUGCAGAUGCAUAUAUCGUAUUCUCAUAUGAUGUCACAUUCCAGCCAAGUGAAAUCAAAUGGGCUUCUCGUUGGGACACCUAUCUUCUCAUGAAUGAUGACCAAAUCCACUGGUUUUCUAUCAUUAAUUCAUUAAUGAUAGUUCUUUUUUUGUCUGGCAUGGUAGCCAUGAUUAUGAUGAGAACCCUCUAUAGAGAUAUAGCUAACUACAAUCAGUUAGAGACACAGGAUGAGGCCCAGGAAGAAACUGGAUGGAAAUUAGUCCACGGUGAUGUUUUCAGACCACCGAGUAACUCUGGCCUGCUUUGUGUUUAUGUGGGAACAGGUGUGCAGUUUUUUGGAAUGACCCUGGUCACUAUGAUAUUUGCAUCGUUAGGUUUCCUCUCCCCAUCCAACCGGGGGGGUCUGAUGACUGCUAUGGUUCUCUUGUGGGUUUUUAUGGGCCUAUUCGCUGGGUAUUCGUCAGCCCGCCUCUAUAAAAUGUUCAAAGGUGCAGAGUGGAAAAAGAUCACCUUGAAAACUGCAUUCAUGUUUCCUGGUAUCGUUUUCGGCAUAUUCUUCAUGUUGAAUGCUUUAAUCUGGGGGGAGAAAUCAUCCGGUGCCGUACCAUUUGGUACCAUGUUUGCGUUGGUCUUUCUAUGGUUUGGUAUAUCCGUACCCCUCGUCUUUGUUGGUAGUUAUUUGGGCUUCAAGAAGCCAGCAAUCGAGGAUCCGGUAAGGACCAACAAAAUCCCCAGGCAGAUACCUGCUCUGGCCUGGUACAUGCAACCAGCUUUCUCUGUACUGAUCGGGGGCAUACUUCCGUUCGGUGCUGUUUUCAUUGAGCUCUUCUUCAUCCUGACAUCGAUAUGGCUGAACCAGUUCUAUUACAUCUUUGGUUUUCUCUUCAUAGUCUUCGUCAUCCUCAUAGUUACCUGUGCCGAAAUAACCAUAGUGCUUUGCUACUUCCAGCUGUGCAGUGAGGACUAUCACUGGUGGUGGAGGGCAUAUUUGACUGCAGGUUCCUCCGCCCUAUACCUCUUUGCAUAUUCUGUGUUCUAUUUCUUCACGAAGCUGGAGAUAACCAAGGUGGUCUCUGGGAUUCUGUAUUUUGGGUACAUGCUGAUAACGUCAUAUGCCUUCUUCGUGUUAACGGGGACAAUUGGCUUUUAUGCUUGUUUAUGGUUUGUCCGAAAGAUCUAUUCAUCUGUGAAAAUAGAUUGAUCGUGUUGUGGAAAGAGGAGCUAUAAUCAAGCUGCAGUAGAAUUACAAGUUGCUGAGAAGUAGUCCAAGGCGAAGCUUCAGAAUGAAUGCUUCGACUCAACAUUUCCGAGGGUAUUUAGUAUAGGAAUCAUAUUUGGUGGCAAAUAUAGCAUAUGGUAGGAUCUGGGUUGGUAUGUGUGUUGCUAGCCAAAAUUAGAUUUGUAACUGUACCUUUAUUCUCCUCCUAAUUGUAGCUUUUGUAUGGUUUUUUUGGAACAUUCUUGAUGCUGGCAUUUCCUUUCCCAUGAAAGAUUCCUCAGGCUGAAAAUUCUAUUGUUCGUGCUUGUUA